ACUGAUAGUGAUGAAUCAAAAGACUCAAUAGAAUACCAAAUAUCGUCAUAGGCUGUUAUCAUAUUUCGUAUUUUUACAUAUUCUCACGGAACAUUUGUUUAGCUCCAGUUUUCGAUCGACUGUGUCUGUCCAAUCGUGUAUAAAAUAAUCGGAUGCGUGUGUAUGUUCGGUAACAUAAGUAGUCUAUAUGAGUACAACCAUGGCAACGCUAAACGAUUCAUUCAGAGUCACUCGACGGGACAAUCGUAAUUUAAACGCUAAAAAGCACAGCACCAGUGCGAGCUUCAAGACUGGGGAGGUUAAAGCUGAGCAGCCUUCUGAGGACGAAUUGCGGCUUUUGAGAAGCUUUGAUUUGGAGUCUGAAUAUGGUCCUAAUGUGGGAAUGACUCGGAGACAAAGAUGGGAUAGAGCUGCUAAAUUUGGAAAGGAGCCUGAUCAAGCCAUACUUGACCUUCUGAAUAGGU
Molecule: messenger RNA, 464 nt
Organism: Sphaeroforma arctica JP610
Lineage: Eukaryota; Ichthyosporea; Ichthyophonida
Product: DNA polymerase delta, subunit 4
Exons: 2
Biological process (GO): DNA-templated DNA replication; DNA synthesis involved in DNA repair
Cellular component (GO): delta DNA polymerase complex
Molecular function (GO): DNA-directed DNA polymerase activity
Source: RefSeq, a predicted model, not a curated record